Molecule: messenger RNA, 508 nt
Organism: Drosophila eugracilis
Lineage: Eukaryota; Metazoa; Arthropoda; Insecta; Diptera; Drosophilidae
Gene: mRpS14
Product: 28S ribosomal protein S14, mitochondrial
Exons: 2
Coding region: 73-459 (128 amino acids)
Biological process (GO): translation
Cellular component (GO): mitochondrial small ribosomal subunit; ribosome
Molecular function (GO): structural constituent of ribosome
Source: RefSeq, a predicted model, not a curated record
CCAUUUGCGAUAGUUAUUCGACUCGAUAGAGUAACCAUUAAUGUGACAAAGAGCACCGGCAACAACAGCAACAUGAAUUCUCUGGCCAGGAUCGGGGGCUUUGUGUGCCAAUCCGUACAGAUCGCUGGCUGUGGUCUGCAGCAGGUGCGAACCAAAUACGCCGAUUGGAAGAUGAUACGUGAUGUCAAGCGACGCAAGUGCGUCCGGGAGAACGCGGUAGAACGACUGCGGGUCAACUCUUUGCGAAAGAAUGACAUUCUGCCUCAGGAACUGCGUGAGGUAGCCGACGCUGAGAUUGCUGCUUUUCCACGGGACUCAUCGCUUGUCCGGGUACGGGAACGGUGUGCGCUUACGUCACGGCCGCGCGGCGUCGUCCACAAGUACCGGCUUAGCCGAAUCGUUUGGCGCCACCUUGCCGACUACAACAAGCUGUCCGGCGUGCAGCGUGCUAUGUGGUAGCGGCUCCUCCUGUUAGAAAUUUAGGGAAAUAAACCAUCUUAGUUGUUCA